AUGUUUAUUUUUAAUCAUCGCGCGAAUUUCCUUUUCGAUUAGAAAUUUUCAUAAUCAAUUUUAUGCCAUUUUUGUACUUUACGUCGCGGGAGUAGUGCUUUCUCUAUUUGAAGAGGUUCAAGUAAAUUCAACAAGUUACUUGAAUUAUAAAUGUCGAAACACCUCCAUUCCACUCACUUGAGUUGAAAGAAAGUUGAACAAAGUACGAUGUCAACGCUGCCGGCGUGUAAUAUGCUAUAGAACACGCGAAUAACAAAUGGCAACCAAGAGGAAGCCGCUACACUCACAAAUGGGGGCCGCAUCCCAGCGUCCGAACAUGAACUUUCGACCGGGAAUAAACGACACAACGGCUAGAGCCGAGGCUAAAGGCACCCGACCAACGGCAACGCCAACAUCGAUUCAAGAAGUUCUCACAAUGAUGGUUCUGCACGUCUGUAAAAAAGUUAUUUUCUUCGACACGAACCUCAAAGUGCCGCUAUAUCUGGGGAGCUUAUUCUUCGUGUCACUGGUUGGAGAUUUCUUGCCGUACCCUAAAACGUAUUUAGCAAGAUCGGACAAUUUAUUCAAUGUGUACUUUGUCAAAAUGGGAUGGGCAUGGACAUUGUUAUUCUCGUUGCCUUUCCUGGCCAUGACCUCCGUGACGGUGUGUUGUGGGAAUCAUCAGAGACUGGUACGGAAUCAUCUCCCCCGAUUGGGAAUAGCCACCGGAUUUUGGUUUGUAUGGACCAAACUGUUCAACUUGAUCGAAUCGUCUUAUGGCCGCUGUAGUGUUCGAGGAUUUGACUCAAAAUCUGGUUGCCUCAAGGCAGGACAUCUUUGGAAUGGGUUUGAUAUUUCUGGUCAUGCUUUUAUUUUAAUUUACUCCAGCUUAAUUCUUAUGGAAGAGGCACGAUCUAUUAUUGGCUGGGAGAGUAUCAAAGAGCACCUCAGAAAUGAAGAGCACAAUCGUACAAAGCAAGACAGCACACAAACCACGAAUCCGUUGAAGAACCUUAAGGACGAUGAUUUAAAGGCGUUGAAAUACUUUUACACAAGAUUCACUCCUACGAUUCGAUUGUUGUUUGUGGGGAUGACCAUGUUGCAGCUCCUUUGGGACAUUAUGCUUGUCGGCACCAUGCUUUACUAUCACAGAAUGGUAGAAAAGGUUCUUAGUGGCAUAAUCGCAAUUCUGACGUGGUUCAUUACGUACCGCGCAUGGUAUCCUGCAUCAUCGCUACUUCCCGACCCGGUUGGUAAGGGAAUGUUCAACUAUCAGUCGGCAGCAAAGUCGGCCGAGAUUGGCCUCCGGAGAAGAGCUAGCUUGCUGCAACCGAAUACUUCCCAAACGCAGGACAUCCCCAAGUUCAUGGGAAUGCCACUGUACACAGCGAGACAGCAGCAGAACGCCAGUGCAUCGGCUGCCGGGCUCGGAUCACCGGUCGACACCGCCGGAAGCCCGGGACAAUCUUCCUCCACAGCGCCAACGACAUCUUAUGUGAGUAAUUUGAAUGCGGGGCGAUUGGGAUCAGCAUUCGGCGAGGUGAACAGUCCUCCCUAUACUCGAUUUCAAGGGAAUGUACACCGCAGUAGGUUUGAUUGAGAUUUGUAUAAUUGUUCGUUAGAAACUUAUAAGGCAAUAGCUUGACAAUUAUUUAAUGAGUCUAAAUUUAGUCGCUACUCGAUUACAAGGCAUAUUCUGGUCUUUAUUUUGCAACCGAUUUGUUUUAUCGUGGGAGUUGAGGUCAAAUAAGAAUGGAUGAGUUUUUUGAUAAUUUUCAUAUCAAUAAUAAAACUAAUAUAUAUAUUGAGCA
Armigeres subalbatus is the source of this 1790-nucleotide messenger RNA. It is a transcript of the gene Fitm, whose product is annotated as acyl-coenzyme A diphosphatase FITM2. Gene Ontology annotation, cellular component: endoplasmic reticulum membrane. The record is from RefSeq and is a predicted model, not a curated record. Gene Ontology annotation, biological process: lipid storage; lipid droplet organization; phospholipid biosynthetic process. The transcript is spliced from 3 exons. Gene Ontology annotation, molecular function: coenzyme A diphosphatase activity. NCBI's taxonomy places the organism in Eukaryota, Metazoa, Arthropoda, Insecta, Diptera, Culicidae. Bases 257 to 1579 code for a protein of 440 amino acids.